Molecule: messenger RNA, 3992 nt
Organism: Ostrea edulis (European flat oyster)
Lineage: Eukaryota; Metazoa; Mollusca; Bivalvia; Ostreida; Ostreidae
Exons: 23
Coding region: 87-3542 (1151 amino acids)
Molecular function (GO): protein binding
Source: RefSeq, a predicted model, not a curated record
CGUUGGAAACAACCAAGAUGGCGGGUUAGGAUGUAAACAGCUACGGUCUAGGUUAGAGUGAGGAGUUUUUUAUACACACAGGCAUAAUGCCAAGCACCAUUGUCCCCAUCAGUCUAACCCGCAGUCACUCCCUGAAGGGUGCUCCAGAGGGACUGAGGUAUGGUAACUUUGAGGGAAUCGUCUACCUACCACCAUUAAAAUCAGAUUCUUCUGUUGGUGUGCAAAGCUACUCCAAGUUCAACAAUCAACAAAUUUAUAAAACCAUUUGUGACUGGUUUGAAUCAUGGAGGCCUUGGCAACAAAAGACUCUUCUGUAUGGUAUUGUGGACAGGUGCAGCACAAGACAAUUGGACAUUUUGGCAACCACAUUGGAACCAGUCAAACACCGGGACUAUGCAGCUGCAUACAAGCUUCGGUAUCCCCUCUCCCCCUUCAUGAACUCAAAAACCAGGUCUGACAUCCGAGAAAGCAGAACGCCAUCUAAAAUAGGCAGCCGACAGUCACAAAAGAGCGACAAUAAUAGUGUCUACACUAUUGCUAGUAUGUACGAUGAGAGAGCUCUUCUAGGACCUCCACAAACGCAGGCUUCAGCUGUACAGUCUCUCAAGUAUGAUCAGGAGGAUUUAUUGUCUGACUCAGCGGUCAGUUCUGUGCCUUCAACCACUAACAAAGAGGUAAAUAAAGGAAGUAUGGUUACAGACAAACUGGGAGUCAUUCAGGAGAGAGUUAUUUUCUCAGAGAGGACAGAAUUGUCCCCUGUUCACAACUUUGCUGACAAUCUGGCAAGUACCAUCAUGCAGAGUGCCUUGGGAGAGGUUGCUAUACUACAGAAAUUUGUAAAUAGAGAAAACACAACAUUUUCAGAGGAAAACAAACCAGUAUCCAGGAAAUCCAGUUUACAGAGGAGUCAGUCAGUACAGCUUCGGAGAAAAUCCGAUCUUAGUCUCAUUCCACCUCCAGGGAGAGAGUUCCGAAUCAUAUCUCCUGCUGUCAGAUCAAUGGUGAAGACAGAUCUGCCAAAGCGUGGGACAGAGCUUACAAGGAGUCUGUCUAAUAUUUCUCACAAAAGUGUAUCACACCUGAGGUACGAGUUCUAUGGCGCCCCAACAACCAUUAGCACUCCAGACUUUUUCUCCAGGAGAGGACUAGCUAGAGAAGGUUCAAUGCAGAAAGAAAUCCGAUAUGGACAAGUGAAGAAACCCAGAUAUCUACAAGAUGUCCCCAUCUCCCUACAGCGGUCAUUUAAAGGGGUCAAGUGGUGGACAGAACAACCACAUGAAGGAAUGGUUUUUCUUAAAGCCAAGAAGAGAGAUCUCAUUGCUCAUUUCAAAGAACAACUUCUGAAGAUUUGGAAUUGGCUUGACAUGUGGGAGGACUAUGAAAAAAUAACACUGUUGAAAGAAAUUCUCAAGAUUUCAGGAUCAGAGGUAUUGAAUGCCAUGAAUCACCACAUUCACCAAAGACUGAGAGGAACCAGGGACAUCAAUAGACUUUCAGACAAAAUUCUUCUGUACAUCUUCUCCCUACUGAUGCCAAAGGAUGUUAACAUUUCAGCUCAAGUAUGUCGACGAUGGCGGUUUCUCUGUGCUACAGAUAGUCUGUGGAUGAUUAAAUGUCAUGAAUUAGGUUUAGAGGAAGGAAUAACCAAUAUGGAGAAAAUUGUGUUACGAGCCAACACAAGAAAGAUGGGCAUUGAUUGGAAACUUGCAUACAAUGAAUUAAGGAGGCUGACUAACAUGAUGAAAAUGGAAGCCAGACGGAGAGAGUUAGCUGCCAUUGAAGAGGCAGAGCGUCUACGGCUCCUAAAGGCAGAACAAGAAGCUUCAAAACGAAAAAUAGUCUACCGAAAACCAAGUUUAGCGAGUGAUUUACAAAGUGUAGGUAUUUUCCCAACUAUACGCGAGGUAGCUUUGGAGCAACCUUCAAAAUUUCAGCUGAAGUCUGAAGAUAUUUUAAUUCAGUAUCAAAGGAUGUUUCACUAUGAUGUCUACACCCCUCCUACUCCUUCAGAUGAUCGGAGAAACAUCGCAACUGCUGAAGUUGACAUAGAAGUGAAGAGAGGUACACAAGCUGUCCUUGAGAAAGAGGAAGCAGAGAAGAAAGAGAAAGAGGAGGCCAGGAAAAGAGAAAGAUAUGCCAUCAAGUUUAAGAGGGUGAAGGAAGCUUCAAAAGUAAAAAAUGAUGAAGAGGAGAAGAGUGAUGAUGGAGAUGAUGUGUCUGAUGAAGACCUUUCUCAGUUUGGGGAUUUUGUGUACCAGGCUUGUGAGGAUGAGGAGGAUGAUACAGAUGAAAGAGAACAAACUAGAUCUCAACCACACUGGAAGCCGUUGAAAAAAUCUGGUGCAGAAGACAACCCAAAAGAACUAGAAAAAAUAGAGGCAGACCAUCAGGUAGACCAGAGGCAAAGAGAGAAGGAGGAGAAGAAGAGAUACUUAACAAAGAAACAGAAGACUGAUGUUAGAGAGUUAAGAUCCAUGGUUAAACAGAAGCCACAGCCCAGAAAACCAAAAGAUGAGAUUGCCCUGGACGUAAGGACAGACCUCAUCCAGGCAGAGGACCUUUUGGGAAAAUCUGCACCAAGCUUGCACUUGGAAUGGAAGAAAGAGGACCAGCAGCAGGAGGACAGCGAGUACAAACUGGCAGUCCAGCGGUAUAUGGGGGUGGUCAAAAGUGUGCGCAGGGUACGCAAACUCCAGGGUCAUAUGAAUGGAGUGGUUUGUGUCCAUUUUGACAAGAAACGCCUGAUUUCAGCUGGUCUGGACAGGUGUAUACGACUGUGGGACAUCAGGAGUGGGCAGAGUAUACACAAAUUCUAUGGGCACAAGGGUGGAGUGCGAUGUCUGCAAUUUGAAGGCAACACCCUUAUUUCUGGCUCCUGGGACACAACUGUAAUUGUUUGGGAUUUAAAGACGUUUGAGAAGAGAGCCAUCUUAGGAGAUCAUAGAGGGUGUGUGUCUUGUGUACAGAUGCACCACAAGUACAUAGUAUCUGGAUCACAUGACAAGACAGUGAUGUUGUGGCACAGGUUGACCUUUAUGCACUGCAAGACCAUUGAGCCAGGACAUAAGUCUGGCAUCCACUGUUUACACUAUGACGGGGAGUGUGUAGUUACCGGCUCCAGUGACAUGACACUACGCCUCACAAACGUUGAAACAGAACAGUGUUUGCAUGUUUUUGAGAAUGGCCAGAAUCAAGUUUUGUCAGUUUUGAUCCAGGGAGACUUGCUCAUAAGUUCGGACACACAUGGACAUGUUUAUUUCUGGAACACUAGGACUGGUGAAAGUGAGGCUGCCAUACAGGCCCAUGAUGGUGCAGUAAACAAACUUGCCUUCCACAGAGGUCGAUUCUUUACAGCAUCGUCGGACUGCACUAUGAGAGAAUGGGAUUUACUAACCAUGACAAGUGUGAGGGUCCUUCAAGGUCAUAAAGGGCCCAUUAGGGAUGUCAAGGUCUCGAACGAACGUAUUGUGACGUGUAGUGAUGAUGGCACCAUUCGUAUCUGGGAUCUCAUCGAAAACAAACGAUCCCCACGUCACAACUGAUGCUUGUUAUAGACCAACAGACGACGUAACUGAUCACGUGAUCGAAGAUGGACUGGACGUCAUUACCAUUUAUGGAUGUUCUCGUUUCCAGAUAGUUUGUUUUGUUCGUUUUCAUUGUUGAUUUUUGCUACCAGCAUGUCGAACUGUGAUACCUCACCGUUUUUAUUAUUAUCUAUAGUUUUUUGUUUUGUUUGUGUGUGUGUGUGUGUACUUUAACGAUAUUUAUGUGUCAAUUUCAAUCUCAUACCAAGUAUUAACUAACAAAACUUGCCAUAUAUAAAUGUAAAUGAUAAUGAAAUAAGUCCUUGGUAUAGGCAAAACAUAUAUUUAAUCAGUCGAAGAUUUCACAUUUAUUAUCAAGCGCUUUCAUUCUAUGGCUCUUCAGUGGAAUUUGGAAAACAAAAAAGAGCCGUAGAGCGAAAACACUUUGGAAGAUAUAUAUAUAUAUAU